Molecule: messenger RNA, 2553 nt
Organism: Mercurialis annua (annual mercury)
Lineage: Eukaryota; Viridiplantae; Streptophyta; Magnoliopsida; Malpighiales; Euphorbiaceae
Exons: 6
Coding region: 1-2553 (850 amino acids)
Molecular function (GO): nucleic acid binding
Source: RefSeq, a predicted model, not a curated record
AUGGCUACCGAAAAUUUUACUCAUACUCUUCGUCCUUUCUUUGAUGGAACGGAUUAUCCAAAUUGGAAAUUCCGUAUGGAAAACAAUCUUGAUAUGGAUGGUGUGAACUUAUGGCAUAUGGUUCUUGAUGGUUAUGUGGCUCCUACUCAAGACUUGAAUGGUGCUAAUGCUCUCAACCGGAAAGCUAUUUGUGUGAUCUUUUCUUCUUUGUGUAGAGAAGAGCAAGGAAGGGUUCAACAUUGCACAACGGCUCAUGAUAUGUGGAAGAUUCUUGAGAACUACCAUGAAGGAACAGUUCAAGUUAAGAAUAAGAAGGUUGAGCUUCUCAUUGGAGAAUAUGAAGGGUUCAAGAACAAGCCAAAUGAGACCGUCACCGAAACUACCAAUAGACUCUUUGGCAUUACCACCAAUCUCAAGAAGCUUGGUAAGCACUAUACUCUUGGUGAAAUCAAUGGCAAAAUUCUUCGUUCAUUGCCUCUCCUUGAUUGGCAACCAAAGAUAACCGCCAUUAAGGAAUCCCAUGACAUAAGGAAUUUGAGAACCGAUGAGCUUAUCGGAAACUUACUUCUUCAUGAGAUGACUUACAUGAAAGAAAUUCAAGAAUUGAAGAAGUCUCAAGAAGAGAAAACUAAGGGAAUUGCUUUGAAGGCUAAAGAAAUUGAAAGUAAGGUUGAAGAGGAGCUUAAUGCAAGUGAUGAAGAGAUGGUGUUAUUGUCUAAGAAAGUAAGGGAAUGGAGAACAAGGAAGAAGUCUCAAGUUCAAAAAUAUGAGCAAAAGGGUGAGUCCUCAAACUUCAAGAGAUCAUCCAACUCUAAACAAGAGACUCCUACUCCUAGAAGAGAUGUUACUUGCUAUUGUUUUGGCAAACCGGGUCAUACUAGACCGGAAUGUCGACAAGGGCAAAGGAAAUCCUUUCAAAAGGAUAAGAAGGGAUUCAUCACCACUUGGGAUGAUGAAAAUGAUUAUCAAUCCGAUGAAGAUUGCCAAGAAGAGGCAAGAGCAAAUCUUUGCUUCAUGGCUUUAGUUGAUGAGUCUCCAUCCGAGGUAAGUACUCCACCCUUUAUCUCUUGGGAUGGCAUAGGUAUAGAAUCUCAUGAUAGUACUAGUGGUAUUGUUGUUAUGAAAAAUGUUGCUAGUGCUACUAAUGUUGUUAAUAUUGAGAAUGCUUUGGUUGAUGACUCUUUGGUUUAUGAGAUUGAUGAUGAAUGCCAUGACAUGAUAAAUGAGUUAACCAACAAACAAUCUAUCCCUAAGCAAGAUGUAAAUGUCUUGCUUAAGGAAAAUAAAACACUAAAGAGUGAAAUUCUUUCUCUAAAUAGCUCUAUCUCAAGAUUUCACAAAGGGAAGGAAUCUUUGGACAAUCUUCUUCAUUCUCAAAGAAACCCAACCAUAAAAUUUGGGUUUGGCUAUAGUCACAAUCCCUAUUCCUCAAGUGUGACUACUUUUGUGAAAGCUUCUUCAUCUCAAACUUCUUCUAUAGAAGUUCCUCCUUCUUUGGUCAAACCAAAAGAGGUGAAGAAGAGGUAUGCUCAAGCUCCCAAGGCUAAGCCUUUUGUGGCCCCCAAGCCUAAGAGCAAAGUGGGUACAAGACCCCCUAGACAUACUCAUGCUUCUCAAUAUAGUCACAAAUGGGAGAAGAGAAGUAUGAAAAAGAAUCAUGUUCAUUCAUAUCCUUAUGCUCAUUCUCAUAACUAUGCUCAUGCAUACACUUAUGAUCACUCUUGUGCACAUUGUUAUGCUCACACAUGUGAGGCUCCUAGAGCCAAUACUUAUCCAUCUUAUGCUCACAUGUCCCCUAGACUUCAAUGCGUUUAUUGCAUGAGAUAUGGCCAUAAGAAUGUUGAUUGCUAUGUGCCAAAGGAAACCGUGGUGAAUAAAACCAAAUGGUAUGUCGAUAGCGGUUCUUCUAGGCACAUGACCGGCCAUAUCUCCAACUUCACCCAAUUGGAACGUAAAAAGUUGGGAAAUGUCACCUUCGGUGAUGAUGCCAAAGGUCAAGUUGUAGGGAUUGGCAAAAUAGGUAACUCCUCUUCUCCUUCUAUAGAAAAUGUGUGGCUUGUUAAUGGUCUAAAACAUAACCUUUUGAGUGUAAGUCAAUUGUGUGAUAAGGGCUAUAAUGUCAACUUUGAUUCCAAAGCUUGCUAUGUUAUCCAACCAAUGGAUAACACGGUUAUCUUCAAAGGGCACCGAAGACUUGGUCAUGCUAGCUUAGACCUCUUAAAUAAGGUUAGCAAGGAUGAACUUGUCAAAGGUUUGCCCAAGCUAAAUUUUUCAAAAGAUAAAGUGUGUGGACCUUGUCAAAUGGGAAAACAACACAAGUCUUCUUUUAAAGCUAAAAAUGUUGUUUCCACCACUAGACCAUUACAAUUACUUCACAUGGACUUGUGUGGACCUAUGAGAGUUGCUAGCUUGUGUGGCAUGUCCUAUGCAUUUGUUAUCGUUGAUGAUUACUCUAGAUUCAAUUGGAAUUUCAAAAUGAGUCUUUUAAAACUUUUUGUGAAGAAAAUGGUAUUUCACAUAGAUCCUCUUGGAAAGGUUCUAGUGGAAGGUUAG